AUGAGAACAGCUACUUUCUUGAUUGCUCUUGGACUGUUCGGUACAGCUCUUUCAGCUCCAAUCGCAGAGCCCAACUCUAAAUUCUUAUUUGCCAAAGAUCCUUUAUCAAUUCACAGACGAACGGUCCCGGAUGAAAGCAAUAUUCAUUCAGUGGAAGAUAUAAUCAUGACACCUGAAUUCCAAGCUGAAGUGGAAUCAUCAUCCUCUACGUCUUCAUCAUCAACAUCAUCAUCUUCAGGAUCAGGAUCAGGAUCAGAAGUCAAAGAAUCAUCAGAAUCAGAGAUGAACAUCACAUCUGAACCAUCAGAAGAUUCUUGUGCUGAGAUAUGUGGAAUCCAAAGAGUUGAAGGAGCGAAAUCUGAAAGAGAAGCAUUAUGUUCUUCAGAAGGUUUAUUAGCUACUCUCGAAUGCGCUCAGUGUAUUGAUCAAACUUGGCCCGAUACUUCUUAUGAAGAUUCAGCAAUGAACGAAUACGAAAGAAUAGUUUCUGCUUGUAACGAUUCUCCUCAACAGUGA
Molecule: messenger RNA, 516 nt
Organism: Kwoniella shivajii
Lineage: Eukaryota; Fungi; Basidiomycota; Tremellomycetes; Tremellales; Cryptococcaceae
Exons: 3
Coding region: 1-516 (171 amino acids)
Source: RefSeq, a predicted model, not a curated record